Impatiens glandulifera is the source of this 2325-nucleotide messenger RNA. RefSeq names its product long chain acyl-CoA synthetase 6, peroxisomal-like. Gene Ontology annotation, cellular component: endoplasmic reticulum; membrane. The coding region runs from base 92 to 2176 and encodes 694 amino acids. Gene Ontology annotation, molecular function: long-chain fatty acid-CoA ligase activity. Gene Ontology annotation, biological process: fatty acid metabolic process. The record is from RefSeq and is a predicted model, not a curated record. The transcript is spliced from 23 exons. NCBI's taxonomy places the organism in Eukaryota, Viridiplantae, Streptophyta, Magnoliopsida, Ericales, Balsaminaceae.
CAAGAGAGAGUUGUAGGGAGGAGAUCACCAUUGUCAACAACAGUCUGCUGUCUUCUCUUCUCUUCUCUCUGGUUUUUACGAUCGUAAUUACAUGGAUUCGGACCCUGCUCGUCGUCGUCUCCUGGCAAUCCGAAGUCACCUUGCACCCGUUGCCGACGACCAAGACUCGCUUCUCGCAACCAAUCAAACAGCAGCUGGAGAGUUCGUUUUGGAGCAGGGUUACAGUAUUGUGCUGCCAGAGAAACUGCAGACUGGUAAAUGGAAUGUUCACAGAUCUGCACGUUCCCCAUUGGAGCUUGUGAGAGGUUUUCCUGACCAUCCUGAUAUUAGGACCUUGCACGACAAUUUUGUGCAAUCAACUGAGACUUUCAGAGACAACAACUAUUUGGGUAGCAGAAUUGGGGUUGAUGGAACAGUUGGAGAGUACAAGUGGAUGACAUAUGGGGAAGUCAGUAGUGCUCGGUCCCACAUUGGUUCUGGUCUCUUAUAUCAUGGUAUAUCAAUGGGUGCUAGCAUUGGGCUCUACUUCAUUAACAGACCAGAGUGGAUGAUAGUUGACCAUGCUUGCUCAGCAUACUCGUUUGUAUCAGUUCCUUUAUACGACACUCUAGGCCCAGAUGCUGUAAAAUACAUUGUAAACCAUGCGGUUGUCGAAGCUAUUUUUUGUGUUCCCCAAACCUUGAAUACUUUGAUGACUUUCUUGUCCGAGAUUCCAACUGUACGCAUAAUAGUGGUGGUUGGAGGAGUAGAUGAACAAUUGCCUUCACUUCCUUCUCCCUCGGGAGUUAAAAUUGUCUCAUACUCAAGACUACUUAAUGAGGGUCACGAUAGUCCUCGGCCAUUCUGCCCGCCAAAACAGGAUGAUGUUGCUACUAUUUGUUAUACAAGUGGUACUACUGGGACACCUAAGGGUGUUGUCUUGAGUCAUGGAAAUUUGAUUGCAAAUAUAGCGGGGACUACCUUUAAUGUGAAGUUCUAUCCAUCAGAUGUUUAUAUAUCUUAUCUUCCUCUGGCACACAUAUAUGAAAGGGCCAAUCAAUUGUUACUGGUGUAUUAUGGUGCAUCUGUUGGAUUCUACCAAGGGGACAACCUGAAAUUGAUGGAUGAUAUGGCUGUAUUAAGACCCACUAUAUUUUCCAGUGUUCCUCGGUUGUACAAUAGGAUAUAUGCUGGCAUUAUUAAUGCUGUGAAGUCAUCGGGUGGUCUGAAGGAGAGGCUUUUUAAUACUGCUUAUAAUGCUAAGAAACAAGCUAUAUUGAAAGGCAAGAAUCCAUCCCUUAUGUGGGAUAGAUUAGUUUUCAAUAAAAUCAAGAUGAAGCUUGGAGGACAAGUUCGGUAUAUGACUUCUGGUGCCUCGCCGUUAUCUCCUGAUGUCUUGGACUUUUUGCGCAUAUGUUUUGGUUGUCCGGUUAUGGAGGGAUAUGGAAUGACUGAAACUUCUUGUGUUAUAACUUCUAUGGAUGAUGGGGACACUUUGUCUGGUCAUGUUGGCUCUCCAAAUCCUGCUUGUGAAAUAAAGCUUGUUGAUGUACCAGAGAUGAACUAUACAUCCGAGGAUCAGCCAUAUCCUCGGGGAGAAAUAUGUGUGAGAGGCCCCAUUACCUUUCAAGGUUAUUACAAGGACGAAGUUCAAACGAGAGAAGUAAUUGAUGAAGAUGGAUGGCUUCAUACAGGAGAUAUUGGAUUGUGGCUUCCUGCUGGUCGGUUGAAAAUAAUUGAUAGGAAGAAGAACAUAUUUAAGUUGGCUCAAGGAGAGUACAUUGCACCUGAAAAAAUUGAGAAUGUAUAUGCUAAAUGCAGAUUUGUUUCACAGUGCUUUGUUUAUGGUGACAGUCUGAACUCGUCGUUGGUUGUAAUUGUGUCUGUGGAUCACGAGGUAUUGAAAGAUUUAGCCGCAAGUGAAGGCAUUAAGUACAACGACCUAGAGGAACUCUGCAAUAAUCCGAGGAUAAAGGCUGCGGUGCUGGCUGACAUGGAUGAAAUCGGAAAGGAAGCUCAGCUAAGAGGAUUUGAAUUUGCAAAGGCAGUGACAUUGGUGCUAGAACCAUUCACUGUCGAGAAUGGUCUUCUUACUCCAACUUUCAAGGUCAAGAGGCCUCAAGCAAAAGAAUACUAUCAAAAAGCUAUUGUUAGCAUGUACCAUGAUCUCUCCACAUCUGAUAAUGCUUUCUCUUAACUGGGUAUUAUAGAAAAUAUCAAAAACUGCCAAAGGAGAAAAAUUGUGCAUUUGAUAUUAUUUGAAAGUAAAUGUUAUAUGAUUUAAACCUAUCCAAUAAGAACAUGUAUGUAUUCAGAUAUUAUUUGAAUUUCUAAAAUGCAUUUUGU